AUGGUCUCCAAGUCCGACCAACUGCUCAUCGUCGUAUCCAUCCUAGAAGGUCGUCAUUUCCCCAAGCGUCCAAAACAUAUGCUUAUAGUAGAAGCAAAGUUUGACGGAGAACAGUUGGCCACUGACCCUGUGAACCACACCGACCAGCCAGAAUUUGCUACCGAGUUAGCCUGGGAGAUCGACAGGAAAGCACUCCAUCAGCACAGGCUGCAACGCACGCCGAUCAAACUGCAGUGUUUUGCCUUGGAUCCCGUAUCUUCAGCCAAGGAAACUAUAGGCUACAUUGUGCUAGACUUGAGGACUGCUCAAGAAACAAAGCAGGCACCAAAAUGGUACCAGCUGUUGAGUAAUAAAUACACCAAGUUCAAGUCGGAGAUACAGAUAAGCAUUGGUUUGGAAACAGACACCAAGGCACCAGUGGAUAGUUUUAAAGCAAAAGGAGCCCCCCCUCGAGAUGGAAAAGUACCUGCCAGCUUGUCUGGCCUCAACCCCAAGGACAUUGUGGCAGUGCUGAAUGAGGAGGGAGGCUACCAUCAGAUCGGACCAGCCGAGCAUUGCACAGACUCCUUCAUUAUGUCAGUGACCAUAGCAUUUGCCACCCAACUGGAGCAGUUAAUUCCGUGUACCAUGAAACUUCCAGAAAGACAGCCUGAGUUUUUCUUUUACUAUUCUUUGCUGGGAAAUGAUGUUACAAAUGAACCCUUCAGUGAUUUGAUCAACCCAAACUUUGAGCCAGAGAGAGCAUCUGUUCGAAUACGUAGCAGCAUAGAAAUUCUUCGUGUUUACCUGGCACUUCAGUCUAAACUACAGAUCCAUCUUUGCUGCGGAGACCAGUCACUUGGAAGUACAGAAGUGCCCUUAACCGGACUGCUGAAAAAGGGGAGUACGGAAAUCAACCAGCGCCCCGUUACAGUUGAGGGUGCUUUUAUUCUUGACCCUCCGAAGCGAGCCAAGCAAAAGCUUGCACCUAUUCCUGUGCAGCUGGCCCCCACUGUGGGCGUGUCUGUGGCUCUGCAGAGAGAAGGCGUAGAUGCCCAGUCUUUAAUUGAAUUAAAGACCCAGAACGAACAUGAGCCACAGCAAUCAAAGAAGCAAGUUUUAACUCCUGUAAAAGAGAAAACGCUCGCUGGGCCAAAGUCACCAAGCGUGUCCCCUGUUCCACCUCAAAACCAGUCGCCUCCAACCCAAGAUGAUGCAACCGGAAGUGAAGUGGAGAGCCUGCAGUAUGACAGGGACAUGAAACCAAACGCAAAGGCCAUGGGUUCUUCUUUGCCUCUUCCGGUGGCCCAGCCAGUGACCACAGCCACUGCUUCAGAAACCGCCUCGGGACAGAAGAUUGCGGUGCCAGCGACAUCACAUCAUUUUUGCUUCUCAAUAGACUUAAGGAGUAUCCAUGAUUUGGAAGCUGGUUUUCCAAUCAACUGUAUGUUAAGGUACUCCUAUCCAUUCUUUGGUAGUGCAGCUCCUAUUAUGACAAAUCCUCCUGUAGAAGUUCGCAAAAACAUGGAAGUUUUUCUUCCACAGUCUUACUGUGCAUUUGACUUUGCAACUAUGCCUCAACAGCUGCAGGAUACCUUCUUAAGGAUUCCACUGCUGGUUGAAUUAUGGCACAAGGACAAAAUGAGUAAAGAUUUACUCCUGGGAAUCGCCAGGAUCCAGCUUUCUAACGUCUUGUCUUCAGAAAAAACUCGCUUUUUAGGUUCCAGUGGUGAACAGUGUUGGCGUCAGACGUACAGUGAAAGUGUGCCUUUUAUAGCAGCACAGGGGUCAAACAACAGGAUAAUGGAUCUUUCUUACACAGUAACUCUAGAAGAUUAUGGACUAGUAAAAAUGCGUGAGAUUCUUGUAUCUGAUUCAUCUCAGGGUUUAUCUGCUGGGCAACAGAAGGCAUGUUCCCUUCCUCCAGCACCUUGUCCUUCAGAAAUCCAGACAGAGCCUCGAGAAACCUUAGAAUACAAAGCAGCACUAGAGCUAGAAAUGUGGAAAGAGAUGCAGGAGGACAUUUUCGAAAAUCAGCUAAAGCAGAAGGAAUUGGCUCAUAUGCAGGCUCUUGCAGAGGAAUGGAAGAAAAGAGACCGAGAAAGAGAAUCACUCGUAAAGAAAAAGGUGGCUGAAUAUACUGUCCUAGAAGGAAAACUUCAAAAAACCCUAAUUGACUUAGAGAAACGAGAGCAGCAGCUGAUCAUUGCAGAGUCAGAGGUUCAAAGAGAAAGGAAGGAACUGAAAUCAGAACGUGACCGGAACCUGCAAGAACUUCAGGACUCCAUCCGAAGGGCCAGAGAAGAUUGUGUUCACCAAGUAGAACUAGAAAGGUUAAAGAUCAAGCAGCUAGAAGAGGACAAACAUCGACUGCAGCAGCAGCUUAAUGAUGCUGAAAAUAAGUAUAAGACUUUGGAAAAAGAGUUCCAUCAGUUCAAGGAUCAGCAAAGCAACAAACCAGAAAUCCGCCUUCAGUCUGAAAUAAAUCUACUCACCUUGGAAAAGGUUGAACUUGAAAGGAAGUUGGAAUCUGCAACUAAGUCUAAACUACAUUACAAGCAGCAGUGGGGACGAGCUUUGAAAGAACUUGCCAGACUUAAACAGCGGGAACAAGAAAGUCAAAUGGCUCGUCUUAAAAAACAGCAAGAAGAAUUGGAACAGAUGAGACUACGUUACCUGGCUGCUGAGGAAAAGGAUACAGUCAAGACGGAGAGACAAGAAUUGUUGGAUAUAAGGAAUGAAUUAAACAGGUUAAGGCAACAAGAACAAAAACAGUACCAGGAUUCCAGAGAGAUUGCAAGUGGAAAAAUGGACAGCCCACGUGGCAACCCAUUGGAAGAAGGUUUGGAUGAUUAUUUGACUCGACUCAUAGAAGAAAGGGAUACUUUGAUGCGGACGGGUGUGUAUAAUCACGAGGAUCGAAUAAUAAGCGAACUAGACCGACAGAUCAGAGAGGUUUUGGCAAAACACAAUGCCAGUAAUUAA
Puma concolor (puma) is the source of this 2964-nucleotide messenger RNA. RefSeq names its product centrosomal protein 120 (gene CEP120). Lineage: Eukaryota; Metazoa; Chordata; Mammalia; Carnivora; Felidae. Gene Ontology annotation, biological process: positive regulation of centriole elongation; interkinetic nuclear migration. Gene Ontology annotation, cellular component: centrosome. The record is from RefSeq and is a predicted model, not a curated record.